Molecule: messenger RNA, 1095 nt
Organism: Cyprinodon tularosa
Lineage: Eukaryota; Metazoa; Chordata; Actinopteri; Cyprinodontiformes; Cyprinodontidae
Product: voltage-dependent calcium channel gamma-1 subunit-like
Exons: 4
Coding region: 297-989 (230 amino acids)
Biological process (GO): calcium ion transmembrane transport; regulation of calcium ion transmembrane transport via high voltage-gated calcium channel
Cellular component (GO): membrane; L-type voltage-gated calcium channel complex
Molecular function (GO): voltage-gated calcium channel activity; calcium channel regulator activity
Source: RefSeq, a predicted model, not a curated record
GUUUGGUCAUCAACUUCUGUGAUCUGCCUUAACAGCUGACUAUCUGAACUUGCAGCCCGUCAGUAGAGCGGCUGCUCAUAGUGUGUGGGGAAAGAGGGGCAUGAAAGUAGGACAGAGUAGUCUGGCCCCUUCCUUUCGGACCAGAAGCAAAGAUUCGUUGCAGUGGGAGAGGAGACAUUAGUCCUGUGUAGAAAGGAAACAGACAGGGUGUGCCGUGAGGAGAAGCCUCUGGGUUUCAGAUCAGUCAGUCCACUUUUGAUUUUUACAGAUAUUUUAAUUCGACAGAAAUUGGAAACAUGCACAAGCGUACCAAGAUAAAGAUCGCCAUCUUCGUGCUGCUGGUGGGCAUGGCUUGCAUGUUCACAGCAGUGGUAACGGACUACUGGGCAGUGCUCAGCCCACCAGUGGAGAGGUUCAAUGAAACCUGUGAGGCGGCCCACUUUGGCCUGUGGAGAUUGUGUAAGAAGCACAUCUACAUCACCCAGGCAAACUACGAGGAGGGUCAUGGCUGUGGACCAAUCAGCCUUCCUGGAGAGGAAAAUUGCACUUACUUCAGGCACUUCAAUCCAGGACAAGAUGCUGAGAUAUUUGAAUACAAAACACAAAAAGAGUACAACAUUUCUGCUGCAGCCAUCUCCAUUUUCAGUCUGGCUUUCAUGAUCCUCGGAUCUCUGUGUUUGCUGGGAUCCUGCACUGGGACAGGCAAGGGAAGAGACUACCUUCUCAAACCUGCAGGAAUGUUCUUCGCAUUUGCAGGUAUUUGUGCCUUCAUCUCACUGGAGGUGAUGCGUCAGUCAGUGAAACGCAUGAUUGAGAGCGAGGACACUAUCUGGAUUGAGUACUACUACGCCUGGUCCUUCGCUUGUGCCUGCUCCGGCUUUGUCCUCCUCUUUCUCACUGGCAUUGCACUCCUCAUCCUCUCUAUGCCUCAGAUGCCAAGAAAUCCUUGGGAGACAUGCAUGGACGCCGAGCCAGAGCAAGCAGAGUGAUGUUAGACGGUGAAAUUCAUCCACCAAUCAGUUCUAAUGUUUUGUUUGAAACACUAGACUUAUUUUGAGAUUAGAAGUUUCAUUCUUCUUUUUUUUUUUUUUUUUA